Molecule: messenger RNA, 2796 nt
Organism: Mesocricetus auratus (golden hamster)
Lineage: Eukaryota; Metazoa; Chordata; Mammalia; Rodentia; Cricetidae
Product: C-type lectin domain family 4 member D
Exons: 6
Coding region: 184-855 (223 amino acids)
Source: RefSeq, a predicted model, not a curated record
GCCCCGUCUGCUGGAGUACCUUAGAGGAAACCCCACUUUUGAAGAUUUCUUCUUCUCAGUUAGCUCUCUUUUACCGGGCACUUACUGAUCUUACUGGAAUGGGUCAGAUGCAUUGAUGUCAAGUUUUAAAUGUUUCUGAAUGUGAAGAAGUAGAAGAGGGUCCUGAAUCUCCUGGCACACAUAAUGCAGCUAGAAGCGCCUCAAAGGAAAUCACAAGAUGCCAGACACCCCAAGUUGAUCCCUUGGGUUUUUGCUGCUGUUUUCAUCUCACUUCUCAGUGCUUGCUUCAUCGCAAGUUGUUUGGUUACACAUCGUUACUUUUCACGUUGGGAGAGAAGAGCAGGAAUGGUGAAGUUCUCAGACUACCACACAAGGCUAACAUGUACCCGAGGGGAGCCAGAGCCCGGAGCUACAGAAGGUACCUGGAACUGUUGCCCUGCUGGCUGGAUAGCCUUCCAGUCUAACUGUUACUUUGCUCUUAAUGACAACCAGACAUGGCAUGAGAGCGAGAGGAACUGCUCAGGGAUGGGCAGCCAUCUGGCGACCAUCAAUGCCGAAGCAGAGCAGAACUUUGUGACUCAGCUUUUGGACAGACAAUUUUCCUAUUUCCUGGGACUUAACAAUCAGCACAUGGAUGGUCUGUGGCAGUGGGUAGAUCAGACACCAUUUAACCCACGCAUGGUAUUCUGGCAUACGGGUGAACCCAAUGACUUUAAGAAAGAAGACUGUGUUGUUCUUGUUAAUGCCAAAGAUAAAUGGGCCUGGAAUGACUUUCCUUGUCACUUUGGGGCAAGGAGCAUUUGUAAGUUACCUGGAGAAGCAUUCAGCUGGAAGCCCACGAAGAUGUCCUUAUGAUGGAGAUGACAAAGAUGAAACUAUCAGACCAGGGAAAGUGUCUGUGCAUCAUAGAAAUAGAGAGCACGCUGCAUCAUAGGGCAUUGUCAGCCAUGAGGAUGUUUUUAAUUAUUUUCGCUUAAAUUCAACAUAGUGUGGUUUGUGUUCUCUCUCUCUGUGUCCCUCUCUGUCUCUCUCUCUGGAUGUGUGUGUGUGUGUGUGUGUGUGUGUGUGUGUGUGUGUGUGUAUGCACACGUGCAUGCCCAUAUGCUUAAGUUAGGUUUUGUAUGGUGUUUUGGUGGAAUGAUCAUCGUUCUAUGGGGAAUCCAGUUUUUAUCUUUGCUUCCUUGACAGCAUUUUAAGACAUUUACUUUUUAGUCACUAAGUAUUAGUUAUGUAUUAAUUGAAUAGUCUUUUUGCCAUUUUCUAUUAUUCAGAUUAUUGCCUCUUAAAAUUCAUACAUGCAGUAGACAAACUGGUAUUGAAAAAUCAUUUUCUUUCUUGGUUUUUAAAUUCUUUCAUAUAUUAUGUCCUAAUUGCAGCUUCCCCUCUCUCCACUCCUUCUGGUACCCCACUGCCCCUCUGUCUUCAGAAAAGAGCAGGCCUCCUAAGGAUAUCAACUGAACAUGGCGUAACAAGAUGCAUAACUAGGCACAAACCAGACAAGGCAACCCAGCAGGAGGAACAGGGUCCCAUUUAAACCCGAAUCUCAGCUUAAACUUUUAGCAUUUUUACUGUUUGAUAUUUUACUUCCACAUUUAAAUAGUUCCUAACAAUCUCCCAGGAAAACUGGGUAAAACAGGUCUCAGUGAUUUAUCACACAGGUAGAAAGGAAGAGCAUAAACCUUCUAACAGUUUUUCUUCUUUCUUCAUUCUAGUCAUCAGGUCGAAGCACAUAGUGUCAUGCUGACCCAACUUCAUUUUAAUGGGCUCUUUCAACCACUCCCCCCCCACCCCCCCCUUAAAGCUGAGGAAACAGAGUUCUCGGAAAGCGGAAGACCUCCGAUUCUUGUUUGUUCAUGGCAAUCUGGACUAUGACUCACAUUGACUUUUUUCAGGAGACAACCACGUCUCCUUUGUACUUCCAGGAACGUUAAUGCAGAUAUGCUGACCUUUUCACUUGGCUAAGGACUCAAUGUUUUUAUUUAUUAGGAGUUCAUUCCAUUGGUGUUUCCAUUUUGAAUCAUAAAUAUAUCACCUUUUAAUUCAUUUAUAUAAAUUGUCCAAUAUUGAAGAGCUGUACUAUUGGCAAGAAAAUCACUUAGUUGACAACCUACAAUUACUAUAUUUGUACUGCUAGUGGUUCAGUCACAACUGACCAUAAGAAAGCCUACUGGGGGCUGGGGAGAUGAAUCAGCAGUUAAGAUUGCUUGCUCCUCUUCCAGAGGACCGGAGUCUGGUUCCCAGUACCCACAUCAGGUGGCUCACAGUGGCCUGCCACACCAAAUCCAGUGUCUGUCUCUUUCAUCUGCAUACACAACACACACACACACACACACACACACACACACACAUACACACACACAGUUUUCUUUAAAGAAAAGUAAUUUUCUUGUCUGAAAUUUGAUUUGCUAAUGUUUCCUGCAUCUGAGCUGAGAAUUUUUCAACCGACAACUUUUUAACCUGCCUUCUCCUCCACCAUUUUUAAAGGCAGCAGCAUUGAUGCCUGAUGAUUUUCUAGAUUAAAUAUAGAAUACUGAUGUUUGGUUAGGUGUGGGAGUAGGGUGUAUGCAUUUGUGUGUGUGUCCAUGUUAAUGUUGAUAAUUUUGAAUGAAGUGGGACUAGGUAACUUUACACCCAUUGGGGACAUUAAUUAAAUCAUAUAAAUUAAGCACAGAAUGAGUUGAAAUCAUUUUAUGUAUUAAAGAGCUUUGUAUAGUUAAUUUUAUCAACUUUAAUGUACAAACCAUAAGCCUGUCUAUGUAGACAUCCAGUUGUCAAUAAAGUGUGGCUCCUCUGUGA